This is a messenger RNA of Scheffersomyces amazonensis, 891 nucleotides long. RefSeq names its product Spa2p (gene SPA2). Gene Ontology annotation, molecular function: MAP kinase scaffold activity. Gene Ontology annotation, biological process: bipolar cellular bud site selection; pseudohyphal growth; invasive filamentous growth. Gene Ontology annotation, cellular component: cellular bud neck; cellular bud tip; mating projection tip. The transcript has a single exon. Lineage: Eukaryota; Fungi; Ascomycota; Pichiomycetes; Serinales; Debaryomycetaceae. The coding region runs from base 340 to 843 and encodes 167 amino acids. The record is from RefSeq and is a predicted model, not a curated record.
AUAAUUACUUCUGGAGCUGUUGGAGCUGGAGCUGGAGCUGGAGCUGGAGCUGGAGCUGGAGCUGGAGCUGGAGCUGGAGCUGGAGCUGGAGCCGUUGGAACUGGAGCCGUUGGAACUGGAGCUGAAGAAGAAGAAGAAGAAGAUCUUAAUGCACCUCCCAAAGAUAUUGGAGCUCCACGUCAAGUUAAAACUGUAACUUAUCUGGCCGAUACUAAGAGAGGAUCAGAAACCAGUAAAUAUGAUGAUGAAGAACAAGAAGAAGAACAAGAAGAGGAUUCCGAAGAAGAAGAAAGUCAAGAACAAGUUGAAGCUAGACAAAGACAAGAAUAUCGUAAAUCUAUGGCUGCAGCUACAUUCAAUAUUGAUUUAUUUGAUAUUGAUGAUCCAGAUAAUACGUUAACUCAAGUGUUAUUAUAUUUAGAACAUCAAACUGUUCAAGUAAUUUCCACUAUUCAAUCAUUACUUGCUGCUAUUAAAAAGCCAAGUGCUACUAGAGGAGAUUUACGAGAAAAAUCUAAGGCUAUAACCAUUGUAAUUUCUCAAAUGACAGAAGCAACAAAUACAUCAAUGAAUCAAACUAGAAAUGCUCAAUUAAAGGAACAUGGUAGUUGGGUAGUUAAAAGUUUAGAAGAUUGUUAUCAUCGUAUGGAUAUCUUAUGUAAAAAGCCCAAAGAAAUGGCUGAUGAUGAACAUAAAUUUGCUGAUAAAAAUUUUAAACAAAGAUUAGCCGGGAUUUCAUUUGAUAUUGCUAAAUGUACUAAAGAAUUAGUUAAGACUGUUGAAGAAGCUAGUCUUAAAGAAGAUAUUGAACAACUUGAUGCCCGUAUUAAUCAACAUCAAUAGAGUGGUAGUAUAGUAGUAUAGUAGUAGUAUAGUAGUAGUAUAGUAGUA